AUGAUUGAUACGCACUUUAUCAUUUUCUUCAAUUCCCCACCGCUCCUUUCUCCGUUCGAACUUGGCUUUGACCUUCCGGCUGAAGAUGCCGGGGUAGAUAUCUCGGACACUUCGACUUGGGAGGAAUGGAUCACAAACGAAAGGAAGUAUCAGCGACCUCCGCCUUUGAAUCGAUUUAUCCAAGAGCUUUUAUCCGACAACUGGGCUGGAAAGGAAGACACGCGCUUCCAGAAUUUGAACAUAUUUGCUCUGUUCAUCGUUAUAUCAAGACGGAUGAUCAAGUCAGUCAAAUUGAAAGAGCUCUUUCGCGAUGGCUAG
Messenger RNA from Penicillium cosmopolitanum, 318 nucleotides. RefSeq lists its product as uncharacterized. The record is from RefSeq and is a predicted model, not a curated record. Lineage: Eukaryota; Fungi; Ascomycota; Eurotiomycetes; Eurotiales; Aspergillaceae. Bases 1 to 318 code for a protein of 105 amino acids. The transcript has 2 exons.